Arabis nemorensis is the source of this 381-nucleotide messenger RNA. The record is from the annotation of a GenBank genome assembly. Lineage: Eukaryota; Viridiplantae; Streptophyta; Magnoliopsida; Brassicales; Brassicaceae.
AUGUUUCAAGAGAAAUCUAAAGGUGCAAAGCUCACGCAUCUAGAGCGGCCAUGGUUCAUUGUGGUUGCUCUAGCUGGCCUCUUAGGUGGCGCACUGCUCACAACAAGUUUCAACCGUCAUACGGACAACACUUUAUCACUAUGUUCCACGGCUAAGAACACUGCCGUGUCCAUAGCCGAGUACUCAGCCACCCCAAUCCAACUCCAAUCCAUCGUCCACUAUGCGACCUCAUGCAUCGUUCCUCAACAAUCUUUCGAAGAGAUCUCAAUCUCUUUAGAUGUCCUCAAGGACCGCUUUCCUUGCAAUUUCCUUGUCUUUGGCCUUGGCCACGACUCCCUUAUGUGGGCCUCCCUCAAUCCUCGAGGAACCACGACUCCCUAA